AUGAGCCUGGAGUGGAAGGUCCCGCUGAGCAUGCGGCUGCGCCACCCUCCGAGCGGCCCAGAUGCCCUGGCGGACUUGGGGGCCUGGGGCGCGGCGGUGGGCCGCGCCGUCGGCAUGGGCGAUGCCGCCGCGGAGACGGACGUGCCGCCGCCUGAGACGAGCGUGGUACUGGACGAGGGGAAGCAUCGCUGCGAGCUCGUGGCCUACGUCAGCAAGGGCGGCUGGGUCAAGGACGUGCGCGUGCGCGGGCCGCUCCGCGGCACGCGCCGGGAGGCGCUCAGGGACUGCCUGGAGCUGCGCAAGGCGGCGGCGCAGUGUGGCGACGACGCCUCGCUGCACGAGGUUCGGGACAGGCGGCGGCAGCUCGAGACCACGCAGUGGACCGAGAAGGACCUCGGCGGCCGGCAGCUCGAGGGCGCCGAGGGCCGCGCGGCCCCGCGGGCGAGUGCCAGGGCGCCGAAAGCGAGGUGCCUCGCGGCGCAGGGGCCCGCGAGGGUGCAGGCGCCGGCCGGCGCGCCGGCGGCGCCGCCGCCCGAAGUGGUGGGCCGCGGUGGCUGGACUGCCACGAAAAUCCAGCAGAGGGUGGCCGAGCUCUCCGAGGCGCACUCCCUCGACCAGAGCUCUCACGACAAGCUCGCCUCGGUUUUCGCGGAGCGGCUGCGGCGGGGCUGCGACCUGGAGGUGGACUUCGACGAACUGGGGCAGCACCUGGCAGCCUCGAACAAGCCCUCGGCCCUGGUGAGCAUGAAGCUCGGCGACCUCCGGUCUGGCCGGCAGAUCGGGCCCUGCAAGUUCACCGGCGGCCGCAAGGACGCGGGGUCCUCGAGGGAGGGCGGCAGGAGGUACAUGGCGGCGCAGGUGCUGCAGACUCCGUCCCAGAGAGCCGGGCUCAAGCCCGUCGGGCCGGGCUGGAAGAGGGCGGGGCAGCUGUGCGCGUUGCCGGAGGGGGAUGGCGACUGGAUGAUCCACGAGCGGCAGGAGCAGGGGGGCAAAUACCGCCCCUGGCUGUUCUUCAACUCCAGCACGGGUAAGUACUUCCAGGAGAAGGCCAGCGGCGACGGCUACAUGGAGGUCGGCGUGCCCCACGACCCCCAGGAGCAUGAGCUGCAGGUGCGGGCGUCCAGCAGCAGCGCCCCGUCCAGGGCGGGCAGGAAGCUGGACAUGGCCGUGCUCCUGCCGGAGCUCCACAAGACAGGCCUCGUCCUGAAGCAGCCUCUCGAGUUCCUGGACCGUCCUGCGGCACUCUUCGUGCUCUGCGACGGCCUGCGCGGCUCCGGGGCGGCCGCGGAGUUCUGCGCGCGGCGGCUGCACGCCCUGCUGCUGCCGCGGCUGGGCGAGAGGGCCACCGAGUGGGAGGAUUUCGAGCUCGCAGGCAUCCUGCAGGAGAGCGUCGAGGCGCUUGACAGGCUGCUCCUGGACGCCCCCGCGCGCUUCGCUGGCUGCGGCCUGGCCGUCGCGCUGCUGACGGGGAGGCGCCUGGUCGUGGGCGCGCUUGGGGCGACGCGCUGCCUCCUGUGCACGGCUCCGGAGGACGCUGGGGCCCGCGGCGCCAAGGCCACCGCGGCGGGCUGGGCGUGCCGGCUGCUCGCGGGCGGCCCCGAGCACACCGCCGCCGACCGCGGGGAGUGCCUGCGGGUGGCCUCCACGGGCGGGCCGCUGCUGGGCGCCGUGGGCGGUGGGCUGCUGCACCCGCGCAGCGCGCCGCAGGCGUGCCUGGAGGCCAUGGCCGACGAGCAGGAGCGGGAGCUGCUGAGGGUGUCGCGGGCCACCAGCCCCUUCGCGGCGCUGGGCCUGGCAGCAGCCGAACUCCAGGAGGGUCCCGCGGGAGUCCGGCGCAUCUUCCGCAAGCGCUCGCUGGCUGUGCAUCCGGACAAGGUGGCGGAGGCGAGCAGGGCGCGCUCCGUGGCGGCGUUCGCCAAGCUGGAGGCGGCCUGCUCGGCAGUGGAGGCCAUCUUGCAGGUCGACGCUUCCGCCGCCGCGCUGGUGGCUGAGCUGUUCGCGGCGCAAGACAGCGGCUCCCCCGAGGCCGACCCCGCGGCCGCGGCGCGCCUGCUCGGCCUCGGCGAGGGCUGCGGGGCGGCGGCCGCCAAGGAAGCGGCGCGGCGCUUUCUCGAGCCGUUGGGCCUCCUGCAGGACGUCUGCCCGCAGCUCGUCCGGCAGGCGCUGAGGAUCCUCGAGGGCGCGGAGGCGGCCGUGGCGCGCGGGGUCCCGGCGCUGUGGACGCCCGCCGAGGAGGA
Molecule: messenger RNA, 2237 nt
Organism: Prorocentrum cordatum
Lineage: Eukaryota; Dinophyceae; Prorocentrales; Prorocentraceae
Source: the annotation of a GenBank genome assembly